AUGCCACCUCCAGUUACUCCAUCUCCUCAUCGGUUCGUCGUCAAGAAGCAGCAACCUCUGUCUCACAAGAAAACCACUUUGAACCAGGAAUACAGGCCUAGACCUCCUCCUCCGCCACCUCCAAGCAGUACCCCACGACAUGCCCCUCCAUCAAGCACACCUCAAUUUAACUCAACUCCAAGAUUCCAUCUACCAUCCACGCCUCGACCAUCGGCAACACCAGGGCCUCGUGUGAGCACACCCAACCCGCAAGGAAGCUAUGGAGGACCAACGCCAUCUGCAUCCCGUUAUCGUACAUCGGCGAGGAAGGAAGUGAAAGCAGAAGAUGCAAUAAAUUCAAGCUUCGAUGAGGACAUCCAAAACUCGAUUGAAUCAGAGGAGGAGGGCCAGGAGAACUGGGUAGAUGAGAAUCCAGAAGAUGACUACAACAUUGACCCCCGAUCUCCGAAACGACAGCGGGUGUCCCCGUCACCUACCCCAAGUCCCUUUGAACCGUUGUUCGAACCGAGCUCGUCCGCUUCACUUCCUAUACUAUCUUCACCCCCACAAGCACCGAUAAAACGAGCAUUACCAGUAGCGGCCUCGAGAUUUAUGACAACCGUUCUUGGUGCUUCCCAGCAGAGUACAUAUCUUACGCAAGGCCAACAAGCAUUCAGAAAACCACCUACCUUCCGUCCUCCCUCUCCUUCGGCUCCACAAAAUCAACUCGAUCCUCUACCAGAGCAAUUUUCCCCACACGGAAAAGGAAGGAAAUACAUACCAGGCGGGUUAGCAGCGGAACUUCAGAGUUGGUUGUUCAAUAUCGAGAGCACGUCGCAUACGGUGUCUCGUUCUAAGAAUGAAGAAUGGCCUAUUCGGAUUAUCGUUGAUGAAAUUAGUGGUCAUCCCAGAAGUGGCAUGACCAUGAUAAGCGGACGUCGGAUACAUGAUAUGGAGAGUAAUGAUGAUGGCCCGUCCGGCAUAAUUGAUACGCUAGGUGAAGUUCGAGUGAUACUGGCUGGAGAGGGCCAGCUUAGCGGUUUGCAGAGAGGCAGUAAAGUGGAAAAAGGAAGAGUUAUUGGGAUUAAAGGACCUGUGUGGGAAGUCGUUCUAGAGGAUGGUAAAUGGAGUGUAGGAUGUGAUUGGAAAGUCUUGGAUGAUAAAGAGUAUGGCUGA
Glarea lozoyensis ATCC 20868 is the source of this 1155-nucleotide messenger RNA. RefSeq lists its product as uncharacterized. The record is from RefSeq and is a predicted model, not a curated record. Bases 1 to 1155 code for a protein of 384 amino acids. Lineage: Eukaryota; Fungi; Ascomycota; Leotiomycetes; Helotiales; Helotiaceae. The transcript has 2 exons.